This is a messenger RNA of Lagopus leucura (white-tailed ptarmigan), 3667 nucleotides long. RefSeq names its product probable ubiquitin carboxyl-terminal hydrolase MINDY-4. The annotation marks the transcript as partial. The transcript is spliced from 6 exons. NCBI's taxonomy places the organism in Eukaryota, Metazoa, Chordata, Aves, Galliformes, Phasianidae. Gene Ontology annotation, biological process: protein K48-linked deubiquitination. The record is from RefSeq and is a predicted model, not a curated record. Gene Ontology annotation, molecular function: cysteine-type deubiquitinase activity; K48-linked deubiquitinase activity.
GGAAGACACCAGUCCUUGUUUCUCUGGGGUGCGCAAUGACUUCGACGUCCUCACGAACCGGCUGAUCGGCAGCCACGGCUACUGCACUCAGGAAUUGGUGAACUUGCUGUUGACUGGCAAAGCUGUGUCCAAUGUUUUCAACGAUGUGAUAGAGCUGAAUUCUGGAAAUGGAAACAUCACCAUUCUGAAAGGCAUCACAAGCCGCAGUGACAUUGGGUUGCUGUCUCUUUUUGAGCACUAUGACGUCUGCCAGGUUGGUUGUUACCUGAAGACUCCUAAAUACCCAAUUUGGUUGGUAUGCAGUGAAAGCCACUUCAGUGUGCUUUUUUGUCUGGAAAAGGAUUUACAAGGCGACUGGAAAACCGAGCGGAGGUUUGAUCUCUAUUAUUACGAUGGCUUGGCCAACCAAGAAGAAGAAAUACGAUUAACAGUUGACACGACUCAGAUGUGCACUGAAGAUAAAGAAAACGAUCUUACUCCUCCACUUGAGCACUGCAUUAGGACAAAGUGGCAAGGAGCUGUUAUUGACUGGAAUGGCACAGAACCAAUCUUGUGACUGACCCGACCUGCACUUUAUUUGCAAGAAAAAAAAAAAGGAAAUGACAGAAUUAGCACAUUCCUAUUCCCACCAAUACAGGAAAUAGGGCAGGAGUUCUGUGCCACUUAUGGUGAGGAAGAAUGACAUGGCUGUGUGCAGGCUGGAAGAGCGUCACCUUGUUCGCCUCAUGCUUUGGAUAUCUUGCUUAUAAUGCAAACAACACUUAGAUAAAUUCUUUGUUGAUGCCUUUAAUGUACAGUUUCAAUGUGUAGACUGAGAGUCUCCAAUGUCCAGUGACGGUUACGGGUAAAGCAGUGGAGUUGUCUAUGUCCCCUCGAGGUCCCUUUCUGGAUCAACUCUGUAUCCUGCAAUUGUUCCCAAAAAUCUGAUGAAAGGAGCCGAGCUGCUAUUUCUGUCCCUGUUUUGCCUUCCUGUACUGCCUCGUUCUUCACCUGCAACACUCCAGUGCCAGGAUGAAACAUCAUCCAAGAAAUAAAUAUUCACUUCAUUGCCAUAUAUUACUAAGUCCAAACCUAAGGCUGAACCUACUGGUAACCAUAUGGGCUACGGUUUACUUACUAGGCUUUAUUUACACCAAAGUGGCCAGUAAGUUCUGUGAUUUGCUGCUUGGAAACAGAAGUGAUGUUAGAUUGGAAAUGUGAAGGGCACUUGUCUGUGAUAUUUACUGUUAUUCAUGAUUAAAUAAAGUGCGUGGGAGAAAAUGGUGUACAGUGGAGAUGUACCACGAGGUACCAGAACAGCAGUUUGUAUUCUGAAAUGAACUUUUUAAGUGACAUAUUUUGGCAAAAAUUUACCAAAAUUGGAACGAGUUGUACUGUACUGAAGAUUGGAAAAAAAGGCUUUGGAAAAUAUUAAUUGCUAAUGGACAAGUUGCAGAGAAACAGUGUUUCUAGAAUUAUUUUUAUCUUUUGGGAGUGCAAUUAUCAUGGGAGUUUCAUAACAGACUUUUAAUUUUAUCACAGCACUCUCUUACUGCUCAGUAUGCAAACCUCUCUGAGCCCAAAUGAACCACUUGCUGUUUUCAAAAUCAAUUUCCAUCAGAAAUUCAGUGUUCUACUCCGUGUAGCUGGCAGAUACCAAGCUGCCUCUGCAGAUACAAAUCUCAGGGCACGUGAGCUAGAUUUGGAAACCAACCUGUGCAUGCUACCAGAAAAAAUGAGAUAGUUUGUGAGUAAGCACCAGGCCCUGCUUUGCUUCCUGCACUCAUCAAACUGUCUACACGUGGUAAAAUAUCUCGGCGCUGCCGUCGUUUUCAUUUUAUGUGAUGCUGUAUAAUGUAAUUUGUUUGUUUUAGGUCAGAUAGGCAAACUUCUUUCUGUGAACUUGGUGAGAUGAAUAUCUCCCUUUCAGCCUUGGCAUCAUGGAGAGCAUCAGAUCUGAGCCCAUUCCCAACUCCCCGUGGGCGCACUAUGUGACCUUUGCCAGCUCCCUACAUUUUACUGUACGUAGGGGGAUGUUUGCACAGCCAGCUGCAGGUGGACUCAAGGCUGCCUUUAUGAUGCAUACCUCACCUGACCUUUAAGAUCUCCAUUUUCUGGAUCCCAAACAUUCAAAGAUCCCAGUUUGGCACGGCUUGGACCUUGGAGUCAGCCAGGCCACCAGCUUGAAUUAAACACCUUUUUGUCUUGAAUUUUCCUAUCAACUACAGUCCCCCUGUGCUCAAUGGAGCAAACAGUCCAAGAGGGCAGCAAGAUCAUAAAAUAAGAUUUCUCAGAAUGCAUUUGGACAGAAAAUAGGGAAGAGAUGAAAAACGAUGGAAGAUUUUUGGAACUAGGUGUACCAAAAAUCCUCCUUUCUGGAAGUGUUCCUCUGGGAAGGAAGGGAGCUGCUGUGUUACUGCCCUGAUUUCAUCUGACUGGAAUAUGGAUGUCUCCAACGCAGAUAUGUGAUGAUGAGGAGCUCUUGCUCUGGGCUCCCUUCAGAGUAGGGUGUGAUUUAUCUUUUCUUAUGGACAAGAAGAAAUGUGCUCCUGACUGGAGGAUUAUAAACUGAGUAUAGAUGGAGCCCAAGGGGAUUGCCUCAGAUGAACUCCAUCCCUCAAGAUGUAAUAAUUUUUCAGGUUUUAAGAAAGAGUUGAAGAUUAAUGAGUAAGGCUUGGAAACUGAUAAUGUUUUAUGGUUUAUCUUGAAAGAUUAAUGAAGGUGGGAGGGAGCCCUGUACUCUGAUCCUCUUUUUAAAACAGCCUGCAAAGCCUUUAAGGCUCCAUUCUUACUGAUUACAAAUAAUAGUUCAAUUGAACCUUAAAUUUUAUUAUAACAGAAUCCCAUUGAGCCAGGUCUUCCUUACUCAUUAUCUGUAAUUACUUCUACACACAUUUUUCUGUAAAGUCCAUUGUCUGCCAUCUGUUUAAAAUUGAACUAACUCAAGAUUCACCUGUGCCAAGAAGUACAACACUUGGACCACAUUACUGAAGCAUUGCCUCUGCAGGGCAAUCCCACCAAGCUGGAGCACUGCAUCGCUGAGCUGCUGCCACCAGCUUUGCUCUUGAGGUUUCCUGUGGCUUCCUUCAAUAAAGAGGCAAUGAAAAUACUCACUUAGAUCUACCUCUUCAGCAGAAAAGCAACCAACCGAACCUCUGUCUAUUUCUGCAUCGAGAAAAAGCUCACAUAUUUUAAUCUGAUGAUAAAAGACAUGAAGCAAUUUGCCUUCAGGCAUCACGUAUCUUUUGGAAUCGAACGAUCAGACAAACCGAUACAAAACGUUAUGCAGCGAUGCAGAAACCUUUGCACAGACCUGUGCAGAAGCAUAUCCUGUUGUAGGAGCCUACAUCUAGCUUGUUGAUUAUGUUUUCCUUCUCAUUGUUUCCCGAUGUCAUUUUCACUGCCCGAUGAACGUGACUUCCUGAGGUGAACAAAGCAACUGUUUGCGAAUAGCGCAGUACAAGACACUGGCACUGGGCCUCUAUGUAUAUCUUAAAAUCAUCCUCUUCCCUUCUGUGCUAUGAAAAACACACCCUCUCACCCUCUGCUGAGACAUGACGCCUUAGCUUACAACAGACAUCACCUAUUGUAAAUCUGAGCAGAAGUGCUAUUUUGGUAAAGUGUCAGGAAUAUUGCCCUUGUGCAAAAUGUACAGUUAGCUUUGUUUUGUACAGAAUGCUGCCUACAA